AUGACCAAGCUGUUCACCAACGACCAGUACGUGCUGCGUUUCGAGGCCAGGCUGAUCUCGCAGAACAAGGACGAGCACAACCGCAAGUUCAUCGUUUCCUUCUACUGCGGCGACGACACCGUGCAGGUCUACCAGAGCGCCGACAAGAAUUCAGGCAUCUGGGGCGGCAAGUUCCUCGAGAGGAAGAAGCACAACCACAAGACCGAGGGCAGUACAUGCGAGAGCGUCCUGACAAGUUCCCAGACGUUAAUCUCUAGGCCACGAAACAAACUCCUGGAGGAAAAAAAAGCCAUCAAGUCCCUCUCCUACAAAAAGACAGGCACCACCAUCGUGGGUGUGAAGUUCGCGGAAGGAGUGGUGCUGGCUGCCGAUACCAGAGCGACUGGCGGCUCCAUCGUCGUCGAAAAGAACUGCGAGAAGAUUCACUAUAUCGCUCCCAACAUAUACGCAUGCGGCGCCGGCACAGCUGCAGACACCCAAUUCGUCAACCUCUUCAUGUCCUCCAACCUCGAACUGCAGCGUCUCAACUCCGGCAGACAGACCAGAGUCAGCUCCUACAUCACCUCCACUGCGAGUCUUUUGUACCGCUACCAGGGCCACCUGGGCGCCUACCUCAUCGUCGGCGGUUACGACGUGCUGGGAGCGCAUUUGGUGAUUUACUCCUACCUGCCCUUCGCGACGAUGGGAAGCGGUUCUUUGCACGCGAUGACUAUUUUCGAAUCGAAGUACAAGGACGACAUGACUCGCGAGUAGGCGGUUAACCUCUGCAUUGAGGCCAUCUCAGCCGGUAUCUACCACGAUUUGGGAUCGGGAUCGCACGUGGACUACUGCGUCAUCACCAAGGACAAGUCGGAAAUGUUCAGAAAUGCCGUCACCAACGAUAAGUUGCAUGAUAUCAGUGUGUGA
Messenger RNA from Nymphaea colorata (pocket water lily), 906 nucleotides. Its product is annotated as proteasome subunit beta type-7-B-like. The transcript has 4 exons. Gene Ontology annotation, cellular component: proteasome core complex. NCBI's taxonomy places the organism in Eukaryota, Viridiplantae, Streptophyta, Magnoliopsida, Nymphaeales, Nymphaeaceae. The record is from RefSeq and is a predicted model, not a curated record. Gene Ontology annotation, molecular function: threonine-type endopeptidase activity.